CGCCCCGCUGCCCCUGAAGAGCAGGAAGCGCCCCUGCAGCUUCAGAGGAAGGCUCGUGCACGCUCUGGCUCGUGCACGCUCCGGGAUACAAACUGCGUGAAGCUUUUGAUCUGAAGAGAAAGAAGGAAAAGAAGGAAAGAAAGAAAGAGAAGGAGAGAAGAAGAAAGAGAGCGAGAGACUGCAGCUAGCUAACAGUUUCUGAGCCCCUCUCCAGGAUGGAGGCGGAGCCUCACUGCAGCUCAGCUCAUGUCACGGAAGGCGGAGCCAUCAAGGACCACAGCCAAUCAGCAGGCACGCUGGUGCAGCCACGGGCCAAUGGGGCAGCAGCACAUCACAGCUCAGAUGAAGCUCCGCCCACUCUGCCUCACCGGUCGGCGGAUGCCAGCAGCAGUGACGAGUCCCUGAUGGACAGCUCCUGCACCAAUGACGUGUCCCGCCUGCGAUCCGGGCAUCCGUCCUCUGGGACCUGCACACAGAAAGCCGCCGCCGGUUCUUCGGGGUCGUCUCCUCCCAUCUGUGCUCCUCCGUCUCCGUCCUUCAACCGCCUUGGUCCUCCUCCUCUUCCUCCUCCAUCUUCCUUGCGGUCGUCCACCUGUAGCGGGCAUCUUCAUCAUCAUCAUCAUCACCGCCAUGACCAACAGAGGACUAAUCAGAAGCGCCCGUCCUCUACUAAAAGCCACGCCUCCUUCAAGUUGGACGCCGCCCACAUCAAGGAGGCUGCUGGAGACGACUGCUGUGUCCGCUGUCUCCUGUCCUGCCUGUACUGCGAGCUGCUGUCCCUGUGCGCGGCGCUGGGGGAGUGCGUGGCGUGCGGAGUGGGCGGGGCCGGCUGCUGCGACUGCUGCUGCUGCUGCGUGGAGGCGGCGGCGGCGGCGUGCUCGGAGGAGGCGUGCCAGGCGGCGCUGGACUGCGGCGUGCUGGAGGGAGGCUGCGGCUCGUCCGACUGCCUGGAGGUCUGCCUGGAGUGCUGCGCCAUCUGCUUCCCCUCCUGACGGCCAAUCAGAGGCCGGCGCCACACAGACCAAAAGCGGUUUCAGCAUUUUGAUUUUCACUGAAGAAACAGUUUUAUUUCUAUUUGAAAUGAAGAAAUUUCACAUCAAAACAGAAACGGUUUGUUUUUCUGGUCUUUUUUUUUUGGCGACGAAGAAAACUUUUGCUAUAGUUCAACUGCCUGAUAAUAAAGCUACAGGUGCUGAUAAUAUCACUGCAGAGCGCCUGAAGUAUGCUACACCUGAAGCUGCUGUACUUCUGGCCUUAUGCUUCACUGGCUCCAUGAUCCAUGGGCUACUACCUGCCUCUCUAUUGUCUGUUACGCUCGUGCGUCAUUAAGGAUAAAGCUGGCAAAGUUGGGAGUGUGGAUGAUUACAGACCGAUAGCUUUAGCCUGUGUCUUAUCUAAAGUCCUUGAGAAAAUAUUGCUGGGUCGAAUGUGUCAAUGUAUAAGUACUACAGAUAAUCAGUUUGGAUUUAAAACAAAGAUGGGAACUGAUCUAUGCAUCUACAGCUUAAAAGACAGCACAGGUGUAUUUAAGACAAAAUUCCUCUGUGCUAGUAGGAUUUAUCGACGCGUCGAAAGCGUUUGACAGAGUGAACCACCGGAAGCUUUUUGAUAAAUUAAAACAAAGAAAGGUGCCUGAGACCGUAAUAAGGAUUUUGUCUCACUGGUACUCUAAUCAGAGGAUGCAGGUGAAUUGGGGAAGUACAAUCAGCCUCUUUUGGUGUCAGUAAUGCGGUGUGCCAGGGAGGGCUGCUGUCCCCGGUUUUAUUUAACCUCUACAUGGAUGAGUUGUCCCAGCGACUGAAUGACUGUAGAACAGGAUGCAUGAUUGGUAACACUCUGAUCAAUCAUUUCAUGUACGCUGACGAUCUGGCUAUUCUCUCUCCAAGCAGUGCUGGCUUUCAGCAACUUUUGAAUGUUUGUUCUGAUUAUGGACUCAAAUACAAUGUUCAGUAUAACGCCAAAAAGUCUGUUGUACUAAUCUGCCGGACUAAAGCAGACAAGAACCUUUGCUUUCCAGACUUUCUGUCCGACCAAAAGCUGAGUGUAUGCAGUCAAACAAAACAUCUGGGUCAUUUCAUAACAGACCGGCUCUGUGAUGAUGAUGACAUCGCUCGCCAAAGACGUGUACUGUACGCCCAGGCCAAUACAUUGGUUCGGAGAUUUCACAUGUGCACAGAAACCGUAAAAAUCAAACUUUUAGGACUUACUGUGCCCCCCUGUAUACAGCCCCUUUGUGGUGCAAUUAUAAGAAGAGUGCACUACAAAAGCUUAGGGUGGCCCAUAGCGAUGCUUUUCGUAUUUUACUGAAGAAGCCCAGGUCAAGCAGCGCAAGCCUGUUGUUCUGUCAGACUCACGUGAACCCUUUCCACGCUCUCAUGAGGAAUCUGAUGUAUAGAUUCAUGUGCCGUCUGAAUGACUGUAACAACACUCUUGUCCAGGCUGGUGACCCCCAGCAUUAGUGCUGUGCGUUAUCAGUCAGCUCUGUGGAAGCACUGGUACAAGUGCCUUUUAUGAUUGUUUGUGUACUGUCUGUUUUUCUUUCUUUUAGUGGGCCAAGAGCCUGUCAGAUAAAGAUAAUCUUUUCAGGAGUUUAAGAAUCUUUAGGAACGAUUUAUUCAAAUAAUCUGAGAGAAACUUGAACAAUCGACUUAAUAUUUAAUGAGCCCAAUUAAUUCAGAGGUGUCUCAUUUCAGGAAGGUGUGGCGUUUCCACGGCAACCUGAGAAAAGAUAACGUUACUUUGAUCUAAUCUAAAAGCCAGAACGGAUCCAUCAUUGAGAAAUCAAGCUGGAUUCAAACAAACUGACUAAAAGAAGAAAUAACAGAAAAAUAAAACUUUCAACAAAAUAAAUUGGUUU
Molecule: messenger RNA, 2857 nt
Organism: Salarias fasciatus (jewelled blenny)
Lineage: Eukaryota; Metazoa; Chordata; Actinopteri; Blenniiformes; Blenniidae
Product: myoD family inhibitor
Exons: 5
Coding region: 216-992 (258 amino acids)
Source: RefSeq, a predicted model, not a curated record